Molecule: messenger RNA, 696 nt
Organism: Caenorhabditis elegans
Lineage: Eukaryota; Metazoa; Nematoda; Chromadorea; Rhabditida; Rhabditidae
Gene: F09C6.3
Exons: 6
Coding region: 1-696 (231 amino acids)
Source: RefSeq, marked reviewed
AUGGGCUCUACACAUUUUGACGAAUCCAAUGAACAAGUGCCUCCAACCAUGAAUAUUAGCCACGAUAUCCGUGUGGAAACAAUUGCGAACUCCAACAACAUUCCAGGUGGCAAUAGUUCCCGGAUUGAGAAUGUUUAUACGUCUAGAUCCGAACCACGUGGAAAUCCAUCUGUGCAUUUCAGCUAUGAUUCAAAGACUACUAUCAAUUCCAACAAUACAACUAUUGACAACAAGCGUCAGAGGACGACACAGCAUUUUCCGACAUCAAAUCCUUCUGAUCGAUCAACUACCUUUGGAGCCAAUCCAUUCUCAGAUGUUAACAGUGAUAUAAAGCACGAGAGUUCAGAAGCAAAUGACGCAUUUGAAAGUCAUAAAAAGCGGAACAACAGGGAAAGACCAAGUCCGCACUCAUCAUCUGAUGGCCGAGAGCAAAGAUCAUCAGGAGGAUUUUUCCGUUUUAAAGAAACAAAUACUAUAAAUUCAAACAACGUCAUUAUUGAUAGUAGACAAUUUGAAAAUAAUCGAAAAUACAGUAAUCAACAGGUGAUCAGCGUUGAGAAGAGAUCUGAAGCCGAUCGUCAACAUAUUGCCAGACUGGAUGAAAUGUUGGCUGAACAAAGAAAACAACAAGAUGCGCAGAAUGCUAUACUUGACAAAUUGCUACAUCAAAAUGGAGCAGCUACUGAGAGAAAAUGA